AUGUCGCGUCAUCAUCCCGACUUGGUGAUGUGCCGCAAAGCCCCCGGCAUCUCGAUCGGCCGCCUUUGCGACAAGUGCGACGGCAAAUGUCCCGUCUGCGAUUCCUACGUGCGCCCCACAACUCUCGUCCGAAUCUGCGACGAAUGCUCCUUCGGCAACUACCAGAACAAAUGUAUCGUCUGCGGCGGCGAAGGAAUCUCUGACGCAUUCUACUGCUUCGAGUGCACGAGGCUGGAAAAAGACAGGGACGGGUGCCCGAAGAUCAUUAACCUGGGAUCUUCGAGGACGGAUCUGUUCUAUCAAAAGAAGAACUUCAGAAAUCAACAGUAUUAG
Molecule: messenger RNA, 333 nt
Organism: Cladophialophora bantiana CBS 173.52
Lineage: Eukaryota; Fungi; Ascomycota; Eurotiomycetes; Chaetothyriales; Herpotrichiellaceae
Product: PHD finger-like domain-containing protein 5B
Exons: 1
Coding region: 1-333 (110 amino acids)
Biological process (GO): mRNA splicing, via spliceosome
Cellular component (GO): precatalytic spliceosome; catalytic step 2 spliceosome; U2 snRNP
Source: RefSeq, a predicted model, not a curated record